AAGGGACUUGAGGUGAAUCAGGGCCGAGUUACAGUAUGUCGAGAUGCUGCAAAAGGUAGAUGUUCACGUCAGCCGUGCAGAUAUUACCAUAUACCACUUCAAGCUAUCUCUGUGAAUAGAUCUCACGCGCUAAAUAGUGUUCUGAGCACUGCUGCAGCCUCUAUGAAUCAUCUAACUUCCAGCGGGAAUACUUCUUCAAUUGUCAGUACAUCUCCAUGCACAACCGUCACACAAGCUCCAGCUCUAUCCAUUUCUAACUCCACUUCUUUGAAUGGAUCUUCGUUCAAUCAUUCAACGCUGAUUUCUCAAUCUCAAUCACCUACCGGUCAAAGUACUGCGCCAGUAAAGUCAACUUCGACAUAA
Rodentolepis nana is the source of this 363-nucleotide messenger RNA. The record is from the annotation of a GenBank genome assembly. Lineage: Eukaryota; Metazoa; Platyhelminthes; Cestoda; Cyclophyllidea; Hymenolepididae.